AUGGGGAUACCUCGGAAGGUUUCAGUCGUUUCCCUGAUGGUUUUCCUCCGUACGGACGCAGUGGCACACACGAGUUUCGGUACUACAGAGCGGGAUGGGCGGAUGGGAGUAGUCGCGUAG
Colletotrichum costaricense is the source of this 120-nucleotide messenger RNA. RefSeq lists its product as uncharacterized. The transcript has a single exon. Bases 1 to 120 code for a protein of 39 amino acids. The record is from RefSeq and is a predicted model, not a curated record. Lineage: Eukaryota; Fungi; Ascomycota; Sordariomycetes; Glomerellales; Glomerellaceae.